This is a messenger RNA of Thunnus maccoyii (southern bluefin tuna), 2440 nucleotides long. RefSeq names its product 2-aminoethanethiol dioxygenase-like. NCBI's taxonomy places the organism in Eukaryota, Metazoa, Chordata, Actinopteri, Scombriformes, Scombridae. Gene Ontology annotation, molecular function: oxidoreductase activity, acting on single donors with incorporation of molecular oxygen, incorporation of two atoms of oxygen. The transcript has a single exon. Gene Ontology annotation, cellular component: mitochondrion. The record is from RefSeq and is a predicted model, not a curated record. The coding region runs from base 156 to 890 and encodes 244 amino acids.
ACACACACACACACACACACACACAAACCCCAGAGGACAAGAAUGUCAGCCGAGUGACUCCUCUUGUUCAUAGACGAUCUUCGGCGCUAACUAAAGGGCUACCGCUAGCGUACAGCGGACACCGGACAGCGGGCAGCGUCGUUCCUCGCGUCGGUAUGAUGCCAUGCGACAGCAACAUGACCUCCAUAGUGCAGAGAAUCGCUCGGCAGGCUCUCCUCACCUUCCGGAGCCCGCCUCGGAUCGGGGAAGAGGCCAGUAAAUCCUUCCUGGAGAACCACAGCAAGCUGAAGAGCCUGAUGACGGAAGUGCGGGCGGCGGACCUGCAUCUAGUCCCGCGGAGAGCCUCCGACAGCCCGCCCGCCGUGCCCGUUCCGCCCCCGGUCACCUACAUGCACAUCUGCGAGACGGACCAGUUCAGCAUGGGGGUGUUUCUGCUGAAGAGCGGCGCCUCCAUCCCGCUGCACGACCACCCGGGGAUGCACGGCAUGCUCAAAGUCAUGUACGGAAAGGUCCGGAUCAGCUGCUUCGACCGGCUGCAGCGGAGCCCGCAGGCGGCCCAGCCGGGCGCGCUGCGGCGCUCCGUGCUCCGCUCCACCGCGGAGUACACGGAGGACAGCGACCCGUGCGUCCUCUCCCCUGACCGGGACAACCUCCACCAGAUCGACGCCGUGGACGGCCCGACGGCGUUCAUGGACAUCUUGGCCCCGCCGUACGACCCGGACGACGGCAGAGACUGUCACUAUUACCGGGUGCUGACAGACGCGGAGGAGGGGGAACACACGGAGCAGAGGGAGCAGAAGGAGAAGGAGGUCUGGCUCAUGGAGAUCUCACAGCCUCCGGAGUUCUGGUGCGGAGGGGAGCCGUACCCGGGCCCGGAGGUCAGCCUCUGAGCCGUAAAAAUGUCUUCUUUUCUCGGCCUGGUCGGGUUCAUGCACCCGGUGGUGACACAAGGCCGGAGCUCAUAGACAUGUUUGGACAAACUGGGCUAAAUGAAGGGUCACACUUAAUCAUUGUGAUUUGUCAGUGUGCAUGUGAAACAAUUACAGUCUAGAGUCAACAUUUUGGCUUUUAUUUAUAACCAACAAAGAAUGUAAUUUCCACCUGCUCCUGUAGAGAGAUGAUACAGCACAAAGUUAGGUGAGCUCAUUGUUUGGCUCAGUGGUGAACAGCUGCAACUCUGCUUCUCAAAGGUGAAAUAUAAUAACUCAAAGUUUCCAUUUCACUUGAACAAAAAUUGCAGCUUCAGGCGCCUCUAAACAACAUCCAGAUCCCCCCUCUGACUCUUUUUUUAAGGAUUAUUAAUGUCAGGAAAGUAGAUCAUUCAAUAAUUUUCUUGCUCUUGAUGCAUUUACAGGUCAUCUUUAAUGCGAGGAUGCUAUUUGUUGAGUAUUAGGAAAUGAAAUCACACAAAACAAGACAUUUGAGACAUAUUAGAAGACAUUAAUUAGAAAAAACUCGAAUGUUUUUGUCUCUGUGGGAUUGUAGAUGUUUGAACGAAACACUAAACAACAUCCUGAUCUUAUCAUCAGGAAAGCAGAUAAUUGAAUCAUUUUCUUGCUUUUGAUGCACUCGCUGGUUCUCAGUACUGCAGGAAUGCUAUUUGUGGAGUAUUAGGGAAUGAAAUCACACUUUUAUGAUGCUUUUUUUUUUCUCCUCAUAAUCAUGUCAUUUUCGUCCAUUUUGUCGUCCUGUGUUGUUUGUGAACGAUCUCUUAAAGUGAUCCCGGCGUGAGGGGGGGAGAAGACGAGUCCGUCUCUGAGCUUAGAAGCAACUAAAUCUCAGGACAUUUUGUGUUUGACGAUCGACAGCUGUAACUGGAGAAAGAGAGGACUUUCACUUUUUUGCAGAUCUUGAAAAGAAAAAAAAAAAUGCUGCACAGGUCGACAGAAGCGAAGUGUGUUUUUGGUAGAAGAACGAGGUGGAAGGUUUGACUCCUGCAGCCUCAUCUUUAUCCCCCAAACAAAAAUGUCAAAAACUAUGAAAAUGACUUCUUUUUUUUUUCAGCUUCACCACAUGCACGUCUGGGUUGAUUUGAUGGAUUUAUCGUGAUUUAAAUGUGGGUUUUGUAAACAUUGUGGGCUGAGAUUACGACCCUGUGAGGUGCUUUUGCGUGAAAGAUGCCAACAGAUGACAAAGUCGAUGGUGUGCAGGAUGCUGCGUUCAGGAGAAGUCGGGAAGUCUGGAUUUGCUGCUUGUAUCUUGGUUGAAGUGUAAACAUUACAUUCUGUGCUUUUAUUCACCAUUAAAUGCACUAAAUUUCAUAUUUCAGUAUCACAUGACCUUCAAUCUAAAGCAAGCGAUUUUUUUUUUUUUGUAUGAUAGUCGGAGUCAUAACCUGCUAGUUGUGAAUUCCAGACGUCUGACUGCAUCUUGAACGCAGCGAAUGAGCUGAGUUUUAUCUGCAGAAGGUUGAUGUGCAUAAAAUCGUCUUCCUGCUUCA